Arctia plantaginis is the source of this 1080-nucleotide messenger RNA. Lineage: Eukaryota; Metazoa; Arthropoda; Insecta; Lepidoptera; Erebidae. The record is from the annotation of a GenBank genome assembly.
AUGGCCACCUGUUUUGGAAUAGUAAAAUUACCUAUCUGCAUCAACCAAACUUCAAUACCGAUGAAGUCACUGUUCUGCACAUCAAGCCACUAUUUAAGAUCCGAUUCUUCAUCACCAUUAUUUAAGCACAUAAUAAAUCGGCGCUACCUUAUAGCACCUACAUCAAAAGCCACCCAAAAGCAUUCCUUCUCACAUUCUGCUACACAUAAAAUCCGUCUAAUAAAACUGACAGGUGUGUCUGAUGUUACCGUCAAGAAAACUCAUACCUCAGAAUCAGAAAAGAAUCAGAAGUCAAACGUAAAAAAUGAUGAAUAUAAUAAGGUAGUGCCGAAAUAUGUGUCAAGUUCUUCAAAAGCUUGUUCUAAAUCAGUUCCAUCUUGUCCCGUUUUAUGCCCAAUGUGUCAUGGAAACGUUGGUUACUGUUGCAAUGAUAGAACUAUAAAUGAUCUAAUAUCAUUAAAACCUGUGACUAUCGCUGAUGAAUCUUCAGCUGAAUUGAGAAAAACUGAAACACGAGCAACAGAAAUGAAAACAGAAAAUAAAGUAGAAAAGGAUGAAUUAAAUAAAGUAAUUCCAAAUUUUGAACUAAAUAACACAUGGCCCUCCGCAAAAUCAACAGAGAAUACCACAGACUCGCAGCGUAUAAUUCUUUGUCCAAUGUGCCACAGGCAUAUAGUACAUGGUUUACGUAACGCGGAAAAACGAACAUACCGUGUAGUACCCAUAAUUGCAAAUCAAACUAAGGCAUUAAAUUUUGUAGCUGAAGUUAAGCAGACUACGGGUAUUGACGCUACGGUUAAGACCUUAAACGCCGAAUAUAACAAAGUAAUACCAAAAUGUCCUGAUAAUGACUCGUGUCCCUCGUGUCCAUCUCCCUGCCCUCCUUGUCCAUGUCAACCAUUUCCAUGUUGCCCACCCUGUCCCUGCUGCCCACCGUGUCCUUGCUGCCCACCAUGUCCUCCAUGCCCAUGCCCUCCUUGCCCAUGCCCUCCAUGCCCAUGCCCUCAGUGCCCUCGGUGUCCACCACAAUCACGUUCACCCACAUCUCUAUGUUCGCCAAAAACAACCGAUGGAAAAUAA